AACUGAAUUCUUAUGCAGAAUGAAUGACGGAAGAAAGCUUAAGGAGACCCUGAAGCGCCUGGAUUACCCAGAAGCCCAAGAACUGCAAGCAGAGGCGUUUGAUUGGUUGUUUGAGAAUGACGCCGUAGCCCCCUUCUUGGAUUGGUUCAUUGACAAUGUAGGACCGGCCAAUGUACUGUCCAGACAGGAAUUAGCAGAGUUUCAUACCUUGGAAUCUUCUGGGGAUGGAGUACUGGAAGGGGAGAAACUAAACACGGCCUUGAGGAGCUCAAAUACAGGAGAUGAAGAUGAUCUCUCUCCGGAAAAGCUUAAGGAUGAUAUAGAGGCGAUGGAGGAGGAGCUACAUAGAGCUCAGAAAAACAGGAAAAGCCUUCUUCAGCUGAGGAACAAAUUAAGCCUUCAUCAUACAUCCUUGACCCACCAGCUGACCAAGCUUACCCCUGUGGAGUCCCAGACUGAGAGUCAGUAUAAGAACAUGCUGGAGAAUAGCCAAGAAGACAACUUUAAGGUCAACACUUCACUGGAUGAUCUGAACAAGACCAUUACUGAACUGGUGGCACUGUCGACAAAGAGCCUCGAUACCCAGCAUGCACCAUUCAUGUCCCAGCAGCCAUUGCAAGCAUUCCACCAAUCAGAGGAGAGCUAUACCCAGGCCCUCAAGCAGUUCACAAAGAGACAGUUCUUUGAGGGCAUAGCACAAUUAGCAGGUCACAAUGAAGGGUCACGGUACGAGCUGCUAGAGGUCAGUGAACCUGGAUCUCUGGUCAUACGAGGAGAGCAGUGUCAUGUGACCGAGGCUGACUGUGAGGAGCUUGCAAGGCUAAAGACACUGUACCCAACCAGUCAGAGAGGGUACAUGAAAGCACUCCUUGAAGAAAGCAGAGUGACUGCGGCCCACAGGCUAGCAGAGAAGAGGCUAGAUUCAAUCUCUCACCAACUGUAUCCACGAGAUGUUCACAGUCUCAGUGAGAAGUUAGAGCAGUGCGAACGACAGAAAAAUGCUGCCCUCAACCAAGCCGUCCAGAUCUGGGAGAGCGAGAUCCCUCGUCUGCUAGAGGUCAAUGCUUCUCUGCAAGCUACACACAUACUAUCAGGGGACUACAAUCUCAAGAUCGCAAGGCAGGACUACUUCACAUCAAAACAAGAUAAGCUGAUUGAGUUGCUGUCGGUCCAGAGAGCACGCAAGGAGUUCCUGGACAUGGCCUAUGAGGUGGAAGCACAUCAUCACAGAGCUACACACAGACUCAUGACGGCAUCCACCAAGCUCCUACAACAGGACCUCACCAUGCAUCACCGGUCAAUGGGAUUCCUCUCAGAUCCUGACCUGAACAUCAAUACUGAAACAAGAAGUACAGUGGACAGCAGAGAUCAAACGGUCAACAGACUACAUGAGAUGAUUGGCCUUGGUGGAAAGCAGGAGCAACAGCUGUUUCUGACAUACUCUGGCCUGCUGGAGGAUAGCAGAGUAUUUGUGAAUAGACUAUCGUCAUUGAGAGACAACCUGCGCCUUGCUUGGGAUAGCCAGGAGGGUCGGCUAGCUUCCUUGGAGAGGAACCUGACCCAGUGUGAGAACAUGGUCUACGCCGGCUCGACCACGAAGGACGGCCAGCCCGUGCUGACACCCCCUGCCAUACUAGAUGGAAUCGCUCAACUGGAGAAGAUGCUGGAAGACCUCACGCAAGGCAUGAUGGACCUGAUGGGUGAUUACAACAAUAAACUGAAGACCCUGAAGAGUGAUCCCUUGUUGUCUGAACAGCGCCAGCUCUUUGUCUACUUCUUCACCGAACCUGUUCAGCUGAAGAGACAGCUCCAGUCACUAUCCCAGCAACUACAAGCUUUGACAAUCUCCUAGAGCGUUGUUCAUACCUGACGCAGUGAACAAUUUUUCUUGUUGUCUGAACAGCGCCAGCUCUUUGUCUACUUCUUCACAGAACCAGUUCAGCUGAAGAGACAGCUCCAGUCACUCUCCUGGCAACUACAGGCUUUGACAAUCUCCUAAAACCUUGUUCAGACCCGACGUACUGAACGAUUAUUGUGCGUUUGGUUAAUGUUUUGUAGAAGGCAGUAUUUUUGGGAGAAAAUGGACAUAGCAGAAAUGAUGAUACCGCCCCCCCCCAUGCAUACUCUUUAAUCUGUCGUUUGUUAACUGCAUAAAUAUGAAGCACACUGCACUCAUCUUAUUCAAUCUUGCAGCUGCUUUGCUUUAAAGCUAAUUACCCAGUGUCCCGAGUCUGAAUUGCUAGCAAUUCUCCUGCAGCUAACAUGGACCAUAUUAUAAUAAGGACCAUAUAUUGUCUUUGCACAGUAUGAACGUGAAGCUUGGAGACGGUGUUGCCAGAGUCCUACAUAUAUCUAUGUAGUGUAUCACAUAUUGCUUGCCCUAUAGCCAUACUGUUUGUAGUAAAAUCCUGUUCUUUCAUACUGUACAAAACUCGGGCCUACCCUGGAGACAUCUAAAAGGACUAAAAAUGUGAGGUGUUCCAAUUGAUUGGCCGUAUUUCUGUAUGUAUUUUCCCAAUAUGUAUUUCAAACUAUGUUCACAAGCCAUCAGUUUAUGCAGCGCAGUUGGUUUUUGAUUAUUAGAGCCCCAAUCGUCCCCCUUUCUUGUAAUGAUCUGUUCCGACUAUCAACAUGAUUUUGCAGUUAAAAAAGAUGGCUUAGGCAGCAGAAGGGGUAAUGUAGAACCAAUGAUUUGCUAUUCUAGUGGUUACUAGUACCGGUAUUGGUUUGUAAGGGGUAAAGUAAUGUAAAAUCAUGACUAUUUCUGUAAAUAAAUGAAUAAAUAAAUGAAACAAAUGCAGUGUAAAUAAAAAGAUAUAUAAAUGUACAAACAUUCUGAAUCUUUCGUUUCAUUUUGCAUUGCGUUAAAAUUUUACAUUACAUAUUUUUAUUAAAUAAUUAUUAUCAAUAUGAGACAAUCGCUCUUUCUGAAUGGUUCUGGAGAUAACACGAGAACAAGAUCUUGAAAUGGAACUCCCCACAACAAUAUUUGUUAAAGAUAAUUCACACACAAAAUAUAUAUCUCUUCUCUGUAACAUAAAUACAACAAGAAACUAGGGACUUGUUUUCAUAUAUGACACUUUAUUUCAUAAUCACAGCUUCGACAUAGGGGUCAAUAUUCAUCAUAUCUAUAUAUAUAUUUAUAUGUAUGCGUUAAAUCUAUCAACAACCGACUUCAAUUCCAUGACUUUACAUAUAUCAACAAUAUCAGAACUAGAGGUGCAAGAUCUCCCCUCCUGAGAAUUCCUCUUAGGUUUUGUUUCUUUUUCUUAAUUCCGGCAUCUACAAAACCACCUUGAAACUCUAGCUGAAAUGGAAGUGCGAUGUAGAUGUAUUUCAGGUGAAAUUGUGAUCACCUAACAAUUAUUGUUAAACCCCAUCCAUGCCAUAUGCAAAUCUUGAGAAAUAUUGUUGAAAAUAACUUUACACUUGUCUUUAAAUAACCUUCUUUUUUCAAAGAAUUUUUUGAGAUAUUAAAAGCUAAGAUUAGUAUAAACCUAAUGACACACAAGAGGUUAAUAAUUCUUUCACCUCGCAAAAAUCGUCUUCACUUAAAUGACUGCAUUUUCUUACACAUAUCCAUUUUCAUAGAAUGUAGGUAAUGCAUUGUACAUGUUCAGGAAAAGGACUCUGCAAACAUCAAAUAGCGGGGGCAAUAACUGGUGAAAGGUCCAUCAAA
Strongylocentrotus purpuratus (purple sea urchin) is the source of this 3679-nucleotide messenger RNA. Its product is annotated as HAUS augmin-like complex subunit 3. Bases 20 to 1852 code for a protein of 610 amino acids. The record is from RefSeq and is a predicted model, not a curated record. Gene Ontology annotation, cellular component: centrosome; HAUS complex; mitotic spindle. Gene Ontology annotation, biological process: spindle assembly; centrosome cycle. The transcript is spliced from 13 exons. Lineage: Eukaryota; Metazoa; Echinodermata; Echinoidea; Camarodonta; Strongylocentrotidae.